AUGAAUGAUAAUGGUAAGAUAGCAUCAUGGUUUUACUGGGCGUCGCUCUCCGUUUUACUUCUCUUGUUCGUGGGCUUUUCCAUUGUUGUUCCGAUUGAUUCCAUGGCUCAGGCUUCGAGAUCGAAAAAUAAAGCUUUGAACACUUUUAUCGUCGUAGGAGCUUUUGUGGCCUUUGGGGUUUUUAGUAUUGUUAUAUGCGUAAGCAGAGUCUUGGUCCAGAGAAGCUGUUUACAAGAUAUUCCUAGAAGGUACCUGCCAAUUACUGCGGGAGACAUGCCGCAUGCUCCAAGUCGGAAGCUGUUGCACGAAAAACUGAAUUGGUCAAGCGAAUUGAGUGAACUGUUUUUGAAACCGCGAGAGAGGAUUGUUCACGAUGGACUCUCGCCGCCUACCAUUGAGGAUGUGCAGAGCGAUAACCCUUCUGAAGAUGGUGAGGGGGACACGCUUUUACCACCGUUCUUGAAUUAUGAGGACACUGUAAAAAUUAUAACAAGCAGGCUGAAGUACCAAGGCGUCUUCUCGAAUUUGGUGGAUUUGAAGCUGGAUGUCGGUGAAACGUUUUCCGAGAUGAUUGGCAUGCUUUUCAUCGAGAAGGGCGUAUUCGUGGACGACGCGAAAGAAUAUGUCAAUUUGUAUGAAACCCUCAGAUUCGAUAACAAGGGCAUCACGCAAGAUCAAUUUAUCCGUUUCAUGGACUUGUCACUUUUUUUUGCUGAUGAAUUGCUAAAGAUGAACAACAUCAACGCUGACUACAAUGACAAAGUGCAUUCUUUAGCAGGCUUGGCUAACUCAUUAUACGAUCCCAAAACAGAGCCUUCAAAUUCAAAUUUUGGUGACGGAACCUAUUCUCUUUCCGAAUCCCUUCAAUAUUCUCUGGACGGUGGUCUAGCGGUACCUUUUGAUGGCAACGUUGUGAGGAGGACGAAUACCAGUAACACAGUUGCAAGGCGCGUUACGAGGGAACCUGAGUCAUAA
This is a messenger RNA of Lachancea mirantina, 975 nucleotides long. The record is from the annotation of a GenBank genome assembly. NCBI's taxonomy places the organism in Eukaryota, Fungi, Ascomycota, Saccharomycetes, Saccharomycetales, Saccharomycetaceae.